AUGGUGAACUACUAUGAGGUGCUGGGUGUGCCCCGUCAGGCCUCGUCUGAAGCAAUCAAGAAGGCGUACCGCAAGCUGGCGCUUAAGUGGCACCCCGACAAAAACCCUGAGAAUAAGGAGGAAGCGGAGCAGAGAUUCAAACAAGUGGCCGAGGCCUACGAAGUGUUGUCGGACACCAAGAAACGCGACAUCUAUGACCGCUACGGCAAGGUGGGCGUGGAUGGUGGCAGCGGCGCCAGCGGCAGGCCCUUCGAGGACCCCUUUGAGUUCACCUUCACCUUCCGCGACCCGGCUGAUGUCUUCAAGGAGUUCUUUGGUGGCCGGGACCCAUUUUCCUUUGACUUCUUCGGAGACCCGCUUGAGAACAUCUUGGGCGGUCAGAGGAGCUCCCGAGGAAGCAGAAUCAGAGGGUCUGCACCCUUUUUCUCCACCUUCACUGAAUUUCCAGCCUUUGGGGGUAGUUUUUCUUUGGAUACAGGAUUUACUUCCUUUGGUUCCCUGGGAAAUGAGGGCCGUUCUUCCUUCUCCAUGUCAGGUGGUGGUGGUGGGACUGGCAACUUCAAGUCCAUGUCGACUUCCACAGAAAUAGUUAAUGGCAAAAAAAUAACCACCAAGAGAAUUAUUGAGAAUGGCCAAGAAAGAGUGGAAGUGGAAGAAGAUGGAGAGUUAAAGUCCGUCAAAAUAAAUGGCAAAGAGCAAUUGCUACGCAUUGAGACCAAGUAAUUCC
This is a messenger RNA of Otolemur garnettii (small-eared galago), 727 nucleotides long. Its product is annotated as dnaJ homolog subfamily B member 3-like. The coding region runs from base 1 to 723 and encodes 240 amino acids. The transcript has a single exon. Gene Ontology annotation, biological process: positive regulation of proteasomal ubiquitin-dependent protein catabolic process; protein refolding. Gene Ontology annotation, molecular function: ATPase activator activity; Hsp70 protein binding. NCBI's taxonomy places the organism in Eukaryota, Metazoa, Chordata, Mammalia, Primates, Galagidae. The record is from RefSeq and is a predicted model, not a curated record. Gene Ontology annotation, cellular component: cytosol; endoplasmic reticulum membrane.